This is a messenger RNA of Nilaparvata lugens (brown planthopper), 8269 nucleotides long. RefSeq lists its product as uncharacterized. NCBI's taxonomy places the organism in Eukaryota, Metazoa, Arthropoda, Insecta, Hemiptera, Delphacidae. Bases 1434 to 6617 code for a protein of 1727 amino acids. The transcript is spliced from 5 exons. The record is from RefSeq and is a predicted model, not a curated record.
UCUAUCAUUUUUUGAUCCUGAUCUUAGAUUCUCAAUUACUGAGACCACUAUAAUGUGGGAAAACAUAAAUCAUUCAUCUUAUGCAGAAAUUUUUAUUAUUAUCCGAUUUCAAUGAGGAUAAAAGAUUCAAAUCAAGAGCUGAGUAUAUUUUAUGAUUUGUUAUAUUUUCAGAAGCAAUUCUGAGUAUGAGAGUAAACGUUUUCAUUCUUUCUAUUUUCAUACAUACUACAACAGGUCAUGUUUAACAGGUCCGGGCCGGUAUGACGGAGAAGUGUGUAGUGAGUGUCUUAAAUUCGCAGUCCAAAUAUGUGUAUUUCUAGGAAGACUAGGUCCUCUUCUCGAAGUCUUUCAGUUUCCUGGAAUCACUGUCCAAUAAUCAAAUAAUGUGGACACUAUAAGCUUUACAUGAGUGUUCAAAGUCUAGUGUGCACUGAAUAAUAGAUAUAAUGAUGAUGAUGGAGAUGAAGAUAAAUCUAUCCAAGAUGACAAUAGAAAUUUGAUUGAAGACGAGGAGCAGUCCAGCAACCAGACAAUUUUCGAUGCAGUCAACCAAAGCUUUGCUGAUAAUAGCAAUGAGAAGUCUACUGCUGAACUGUCUCCAACUGGAGUUGAAAGCAAAACUGAGAACUUUUGCCCGCUAGCGAAGCACAGGCACAGUAACAGGCAUUCCUUGGAAAUGUGGCUGCUGGUUUAAGAAUGCUUUGGUCACUCGUGCCAACAGAUCUGAUCAAAUUGACUAGAGUGAUCGCGAUGUUUGGAACUAUUUUGUGGCAAGGAGUCACGGCAGAUCAUGCUGACCAAUAAUUGUAUCGAUUUGUGAAAGAAACGUUUAACAAAUUGUGAUAUUGCAUGAGAUCUCCGCAUCAUUCCACAACCAUCAGGAUGGCUGCGAAGGCACUGGCAGCUGUGCAUAUCAAGCACCAGCCACCAAUCCACUCUAUCAGAUUGGAACAUCGAUUCGCGCCAACUCAAUCAGACAGGAGGCUGACCCUCAAGUAGCACCGCAACAGUAUCCUUACGACCCCAACAGUUAUGCAUAUAACUAUGGCCAGGUGGUAUCACCCGCUUAUUAUGAUCCCUAUAGGGCGGGUGUAGAUCCAGGCGUGCCUUUUGACCCAAGUGUCUCUUAUGGACAGUUAACCGAUCCAGGCUACACAACUGGUCUCCCAUCUUAUAAUGAUCCAUAUUCUACUACUGGAUACCCUGGCACUGAUCCAGGCUAUACAACUGGUCUCCCAUCUUAUAAUGAUCCUUAUUCUACUACUGGAUACACUGGCACUGAUCCAGGAACUACUUAUCCCUCCUAUAGCUACUAUGAUCCUUAUCAAAGUACUGGAACCUUUUAUCCAAGUUAUAAUGAUCCCCCAGUUGAUCCUGAAAUCGGCACUGAUACAGGAUCAGGAGGUGGGGCACUUAGUAAUUUGGGUAAUUUGAUGUCAGGACUUGACUAUGCAGGUAUCUUGAAUGCAAUGGGAAGAAUGUUCGGCGGUCAAAAUGCUUUGAAUCCUGUCUCUUCCGCUGUCAACCCUCUGUCAACUGCAACAAGUCCAGCUACAGCUUCCGGCAUAACAGACACGUCAGCAGGAGGUGUGACAACUCUACCUUUCGAUGAUAGGAUAAAUUCUGAUCUAGGCGCAGGAAUACCUUCCACUAUUAGUUCUGGAACAAGUGAUUCUCUUGCAGGUGCUGAUUUACAUACUCAUGUGAAUAAUGGUGAGUGGCAUGAAACAGCUAAACUUUCGGAAAAGGAUACCUAUGCUAAUUUGCAUACUCAUGUGAAUAAUGGUGAUAGGCAUGAAACAUAUACACUUUCGGAAAAGGGUACUUACAAUUCACAGAAUCAAAAACCAGAAGAUUAUAAUAUAGGUACAGGCACCCGUGUUUCUAAAUCCACAACAUUUAAAGGUUCAUCAGAUACAGCAGGUUACAGUUCAAAUUCAAAAUCCUCUCAAAACAACAUUGCUGGAUUAUUGGGUGCAGCAGAUCAUUUUAACUCUAAUUCUGAAAAAUCUGAUCAAAUGCUUAUUUUCACACCGACAGAUCUGAGCAAAUCAGCAAUGAGUGAGAGCGAUUACAACCCAUUACUAAGUGACGAAGAGAUUGCUAAAGCAUAUAAUAGUUUGGGAAAAAAGAAGAGGAAAUCUGUUUUGCUACUAACUGAUGGUGAGGUUAAGGCUCCUCAUGAAUUAUAUGAAGAGACAUACCCGACAGUUCUGGAAGAUACUGGAGGCAAUAGAGAUUUGAUUGAGAAAAUUGAUAAACAUUACCAAAACCUGCUGAAUGCCCCAUCUGAAGAAUUUCUGUCUAGUCUGCAGCCAUCUGUUGGAGAUAUAGGCACAGGUCUUAUCAAUUUCCCCCUCACUCAAAAUAAUGAUGAAGAUAUAAUGAAGAGAAUCAGAGAUUACUAUGAAGUGAUUCCCAAGGAUCAGGCUGCAUCAACAAAACCACUUUCCGGAAUAGAUGUAAAUUCGUCUGCAGAUAAAGAGUCAAAUAUUUCAACCCGAGUUAGGAAAGAUAAUGAGGAUUUCAUGAAACAAUUGAGUAGCUUCUAUGAAUAUAUACCUGCUGAAACGAAUUCUUCUGAAACACCAUUAGCAGAGGUAGUACCUCAUCUGAGAAAAGAAGGUAAAACAAUAAUUGAUACUGAUGAAGAGAAUAACAACAAAAUCGUUGUACCAAGAUCCAAUGAAUUCUUACCUUUUUUGACUGGUUUAAAACUGACUGAAUCCAGUGUUGGUUCAGAAAAUGAAGGAAUUAUGCCAAUUCUUCUACUAACUGAUGAUGCUGAAAGCCUUUUGAGAAGUUUGAAUCAUUCUAAACAAGCUAAAAGGAAUAGUGAGGAUAUAUUCGAACGUAUGAGUGACUUCUAUGAGUUUCUACCAGUUAGGAGGAACUCCUUCGAUCAAACUCCUGCUACAAAAAUAGGAAAAACUGAGUUAGACAAAUCGAAUGAAAAUAAUUCUGAAAGAGUUCGUAAACACAAUAAUGAUAUAAUCAGAAGUAUGGAAGACUUCUAUGAGUUUUUACCUAAUGGGAAAGAUUCAUCUGAUCAAAUGGCUCCUGGAAACAAAAAUGAUGAAUCUGAGGUGAAUAACCCAACUUCCAAGAAUCAUGAAAGAGUCAGGAAGCACAACAACAACGAUAUAAUGAAAAUUAUGAGUGACUAUUAUGAGCUAAUACCAGUAUCUGAUAUAGAUGAAAUAGUUUCCAGUACAAAAAUGCAUACUUCUGAAUUGGAAAAAUUGAAUGAAAACAAUUCUGAAAGAGUUCGAAAACACAAUAAUGAUAAUAUCAAAGGUAUGGAAGAAUUUUAUCAGUUUUUGCCAAUCGUUGAAGAUUUUUCUGAACAAACAGCUCAAGGAACAAAACAUGAUAAAUCUGGAGAUAAUAACCCAAAUUCUGAAAAUAAUGAAAGAGUUAGAAAGCACAAUAACGAUAUUAUGAAAAGUAUGAGGGAAUAUUAUGAGCUCAUACCAGUAUCUGACAUGGAUCAAAUAAUUCCUAAUACAAAAAUCCAUAAAACUAACAAGUUAGGAAAAUCAGUAGAAAAUAGUCUCGGAAGAGUUAGGAAACACAAUAAUAAUAUAAUCAAAGGUAUGAGAGACUUUUACGAGUUUCUUCCAAUUGUGAAUAACUCUUCUGUUCAUGGAACAGAAAUUGAUGCAUCUAAAGAGAGAAAUCCAAUUGCCACAAGCUCCGAAAGAGUUAGGAAGCACAAUAGUGAUGCAAUGAAUAAUAUGAGCAAAUACUAUGAAUUUAUACCAUUGAAUAUGGAUUCUGAACAAACUCUUCCUAGUACAAAAGUGUAUUCACAUGAAAAUGAGAAACUUAGUGAAAAUGUUUCUGGAAGAUUUCGGAAACACAAUAAUGAUAUAAUUCAAAGUAUGAAUAAUUUCUAUGAAUUUUUACCAGAUGAAAUGAAUACAUCCAAGAAAUCAUCAACUGGAAGUCAAACUCAUUCGACACAGUAUAUAAUGGAGAAGAGUGGUGAUAAGAUUAUAAGUGCCCCAAAUAAGCAAGGUGUGAACGAGGGUGGCACAGGAGAACAUUUUCAAUCAGCCCCACGAGUUUACAGAAUGAUACCGAAAAUGGUACCUUUCAUAAAAAGUGGAAUCAGUAUGCAUUCAGCGGUAAAGCAACACAUUAUGGAUGAUUUGAAAUCUAAAUUCAAAUCCAACUUUGAUCUUGAUGAUAAAUUGUUUGUUAUUAGAGAAGGAAUUGAGAACAGCAAGGAGUAUUUCAUUGCUAAAAGGCGGGAUAACAUACAAAAUGGAGGUCCAUGGUGUGAAACAUGUGAAUCGAGUCAUAAUCCAUGUGAACUCAUUCGUAGACCAUGCGAUGUGAGCCAUGAAACAUGUGAACAGAGCCCGAGUAAAUACAUUUUUCGUUUCACCUGUUAUGAUCCUCAUUCUGAUUGCCCACACAAGAAAGAUAAGAAUUUUGUCCUUCACUUUGAUUGCUUGAAUAAAAUUAGUCCUCUGAUAACGAAUAUUUUGAAAAAUGUUGAAAAUCAUCAUUCCAAUCCACCUGAUUGUGACAAAUAUAGUAUUCAUGACCAUUGUGGAACAAAUGGAAUUAGUUUCCAGAAUGAGUAUAGUCCUUGUCCAUGCUACAGUUAUCAUAGAAGGUUUGAUAAUCAAUACAACUAUAAUGCUAAUACUGCAGAUGUAAACACAUUGCCUCCACCAACAGCCAAUGAAUAUGGUUAUUCUUCCAAUAACCUAGAUUUCAAAUCACCAACAGAACCUGUCUACAAAAAGCCAUCAGAACCUGUCUACACAAAACCAUCGGAACCGGUCUACACAAAACCAUCAGAACUUUAUUACACUAAACCUGAUUACACAAAACCAACUGAACCUGAUUAUACUAAACCUGAUUACACUAAACCUGAUUACACAAAACCAACUGAACCUGAUUAUACUAAACCUGAUUACACUAAACCUGAUUACACAAAACCAACUGAAACCUAUUAUACUAAACCUGAUUACACAAGACCAUCUGAACCUGAUUACACAAAACCAACUGAAACUUAUUAUACUAAACCUGAUUACACAAAACCAACUGAACCUGAUUAUACUAAACCUGAUUACACAAGACCAUCUGAACCUGAUUACACAAAACCAACUGAAACUUAUUAUACUAAACCUGAUUACACAAAACCAUCUGAACCUGAUUACACGAAACCAACUGAACCUUAUUAUACUAAACCUGAUUACACAAGACCAUCUGAACCUGAUUACACAAAACCAACAGAUCCUAUCUAUACAAAACCUUCGGGCCUGCCACAAAAAAAUUGGUCUGAGAUUUGGGAAGAAAAUCAGUCUGGAAAUUAUCAGAAAUCAAGUAGUGAUAACAAUAAUUAUAUUAUUCGUAAAUCUACAGAAACAGAUUCUUGUCUUGAUACUUAUGGCUCUAACCAGUUUUCCAAUAGUUUUCACAACACUGCCAGACCAAUUUCUAGUCAAUCAACUUCAGAACUUUAUUUGAAUAACGUGAGUGAUCUACCAUCAUCUGAAACAAAUCAUCAGCCAUGGAACUAUCAAUCAGGUCCUUGUGAUUGCUCAAAAGUGCCAAAAUUUGAACCGAAUAAUUUUUUCCAAGGUUCUCCUCUUGAUUGGAGACCUCAUGUUAGUUCUUCUCACAGUGAAAACCCUGAAACUAUAUCAUGGCCCUCCAAACAAGAUUCAAAUGAUUGGAGCUCACCACCAAAGUUUCAUCAAGAAACUCAAUCAACUGCUGACGACACAUUGGCGUCGUCAAAUUAUGAUAGGCCUACUGAAAAGUAUGAUUUCCACAGAACAUUACCAAGUCACCCUCCAAAACCAGAUGUGACUCCCCCUGUUCUUCCGUGUCAUGAAUCUUCGAAUAACUAUCAACCACUGAAUGAACCUAAUAAAUCUGAACAAGUUAUUUGUGAAUCAAAAGAUCAAACUUACUCAAAAUUACCUGAAUACAACGGCGAUAAAGGUUGUGAAAAGUGUGGAGGAGAACUUGUUGGUCAAUUCAUCCCCGAUUUUAACUUUUCAUCACCCAUCUCAAACGGCAGAAGUAGCAUAAUGACAAUAUCAAAAGGUGAUCAAAAUAAACCAAAAUAUGUUAAGGAUUCAGGUGUAGACCAGUACAACACAUUUGAAAAUAGCAAACCUGUGAUAGAGAAACGUAUUUCACAUGCUAUUGAGACUAUUUUCAACACUUCACUACAAUGUUGCAAAGAUCAAGAAACUCCUCCAUGUUUUUCAGGAUCAGAAAACACAAACCAACCUCGUGCACCAAUUAUAAAGCCUGUUUGUCCUGGAAAUAUUAACGGAGGAGCCUGUCUAGACAAUCAGUGCCCAGAACCUCCCAAGUGUCAUAUGAAAGAACACGUAUGUACCAAACAUACUCAGAAAAUAUUAAAAAAUCCAGAUUCUGCAAAGUUUGUUCAAGGAUUUGAGUGCAAGAAAAUCAUUCAAUCGAAUCUCUGCAGAGAAAGCAUAGGUCCUUGUAAGACUCCACCCCCACCGGCAUCGAAAGAAUGUGAAUGUCUAGCAGAUUUUUUGGAGAAGAUAACGCAGACACUGGAUAAAAAUGGUUGCAAAGAAAAUGAGAUCAAGGAAUGCAAAUGUAAGAAAGAGUAGCUCUUGAUAUUAUAGAAAUUAAUCAUACAAAUUUUAUUCAUUCUUUAACUUUAAUAUAGUAAUUACAAAGCAAAAUGUUCAGAUAUCCGAUUAUCUGCUAAUACACUAACAUGCAGUAGGCUAGUUUAAAUUGUUUUUUAUAUGCCGAACAAGUUAUUAUGAAAGGUUAUUUUGAAAAUACUGUACUAUAAAUGAAACUUCUCCAUCUCAAAUAUAAGUGAAAACAUAAAAUGUAUUCACAGUUUACAUUAUAGGAAAAUAUAAAUGUACUUCUUUUUUUACUGAGAAUUAAUAAAUCUAUUAUAUUAGAGCUGCAUAACAAUAAUAAAACUAGUAGGAUAUAAUAUCGGGGUUUUUCAUUGAUACAAUCACUAUUUAUUUUUAGUACAGAUUCUUACAAGCUUUGAAGAAUAUUUAAAAUUCAUCUUAGAUUUAAAAUGUUCAAAAUAUUAAAUAAGACGAGUUGAUUUGAAUCGUGUUAACACAAUAGAAUUUUAAUGCUCAAUUAUUAAUUUUUUUCCACUAUUAUGAUGAUUAUUAUUAUAAUUGAUUGUGUCAAAAUAAAAAAUCAAAAUUGAAGUCAAGUUGACUCACAUAAUGCUUACACAAUGAACUUACCUACUCGUAUCAAUAGCGCAAUAUUGUUCUGAAUAAGUAAUAAAAUGAAUAAAUCUCUGUUUCAUUGCCUAUUCAAGGAUAUCAGAGGAUAUUCAAUGAAUAUCCAUGUGCUAUUCAAUACCACAUGAUAUUGUGGCUCUGGAUGUUCGACUGCUUGUAUUAAAAAUUCAACUUUCAAUGUAUUCAUGUUUCCAAUUAAUAAAGUAAUAUUUUGAUUAAUAAAUUAAGCUACAUUAUUCUGAAAGUAUAGAUUAAAAUCUGUUCAGGUGGGGUAAUUUAGUAGCUUUUCACUUUGAAAUACAAGAUUUACAAUAAUUAUUGUCAAUAAAUUAUCUACCGAUCGUAAAAACAACUUGGACCAUAGUUGGUCGAAAUUGGUUGUUAUUCAAUAGUAGAAUAAACCUAUUGAUAAUACUAAUUAUUAGUGAUUUUUCAUAGUGUCUGUUAUGUCAUAGUCUAUAAUAUGUCAUCGUAGGUUAACACUACAGUAACUACUUCUAAUUUUUUAUUAUUUUUUUACUCUAAAAUUUUUAUUUUUUAAAUCAAACAGUCUUGCUCGAUACAAGUCUUGAACAAAACCUCUUUUAUUUGGAAUAAAUCAGAUUCUCUUAUAAAACGUUUUGUUCACGAAUGUUAUGAAAUGUUUAAAUAAAUUCAUAAUGUUCAUAUUCUUACAUUCUAAUAUAAGUAUACUUAUCAUUUGACAAUUAUUUCAGAACUUAUAUUAUCUGAUAUUUGUUAAUACUCUGUGAUCCUUGAUGUACCAGCUGCAUGUGAAUUGUGUAACAUUAAUGACGGUUAGAAGUACGUCUAUUCAAUUAAAUCACGGUUAAUGACAUUAUUGAUUCUGUUUUAUGGCGUCAUUUUACUGAGGUUAACCUGGAUAGACGUACAACCAGGAGGGAGUCCUUAAGAUAUUUAGUACAUAUUUUUGAAUAGUUGUAUUCACAAUAAGAAGAUUUUUUCUAUUCUCCAGGCAUGUAAAAACAUUUUCUAUUGAAUUAAAAAUAAACUGUUUAUAAGUUAAUCUAUUA